UAUCCAAUAAAAAUUUAUUAUUAUUUCUUAUAUAUAAGAUAAAGCCUCGGAGACAAAGAUCCUCAUCACAUACCAGUAGUUUUCCUUCCUUCACAGACACUGAACCCUAAUCGUUGAAGCGUUCUCUCUCUCUCUCUCUCUUCCUUGAUUGGAUUCCUGGGUUUGCUUCACCUUUUUUCCACCGAAUAUCUGUGUUUUCUUUGUGGGUAAAUUGAAUAUGUCGAGUUCAUCGGAGUACUCAGAAUUUCCCGGCCAGAAGCCGGCGAAGUCGCCGGAGAAGUCGACUUUCUCUCAGACUUGUAGUCUAUUGAGUCAAUAUAUCAAGGAGAAGGGUAGCUUCGGAGAUCUUAGCCUCGGGAUGACAUGCAACACCGAACCAAGUGGGUCACCUGAGACAUCUUGUCAGUCUGCAACAACCAUGAACUUGUUUCCUACCAAGGAAAACAACGUGACACCAAAGAACCUGACAGCUAUGGAUUUGUUCUCUUCACAAGCUGCUUAUCGUCCCAAUCUACCAGCAGAAGAGAUUCCAACCUUGAUCAAUUCCAGUGCAAUUAAAUCUGUGACCAAGGGACCUAAAGCUGCACAAUUGACAAUAUUUUAUGCUGGCCAAGUUAUUGUAUUUGAUGAUUUUCCUUCUGACAAAGCGAAUGAGCUCAUAUCCUUUGCUGGCAAAGGAAUCUCCCAAAGCCAGAACAAUUCUCUUUAUACUUACACACAGAGCCAGCCUUCAUUUCCUUCAAAUUUGGUUAGAACUUCUGCUGAUUCAAGUACUCCAGUUAUUCCUAGUGUGAAUAUUGUCCCUAGUACUGGCACCAAUUCGAUUCAUGAGCACCCUCAAGCUUCAUCCAGACCUGUUGUUUGUGAUCUGCCAAUUGCUAGGAAAGCUUCACUUCAUCGGUUCCUGGAGAAAAGAAAGGAUAGAAUUGCUGCCAAGGCGCCAUAUCAAUUGACAAAUCCCAUGGGGUCUGCUAAUAAGCCAGCUGAAUCCAUGUCAUGGCUUGGGUUGGGUGCUAAAUCACCUCAAGUUUGAGCGCAGAUACAGUUUUAUGUAAUUUUAAGGAUUUUUGUUGUGAAAAAAUGCUAGCUAGUCAGAACUCUUUUUGCCAGAGCUUUUGACAAAAGAAUUUGACAAAAUUUCUGGUUUUUUUUUUUCCCUGACUAGAUAGCAUUAUUACCCUUUCGUUCAAUCCUCCUAGUUAAGAUAUUUUAUGGGCUUAUUGAUAGCCCUCUGUUUGUCAUAUUAACUUCGGCUCUGUUGGGCCUUAUCACAUAGAUCUAACUAUUGGUUAUAGUAGAUGAUGUUCUAAUUAUUAUGAUUCA
This is a messenger RNA of Gastrolobium bilobum, 1323 nucleotides long. RefSeq names its product protein TIFY 10A-like. NCBI's taxonomy places the organism in Eukaryota, Viridiplantae, Streptophyta, Magnoliopsida, Fabales, Fabaceae. Gene Ontology annotation, biological process: response to wounding; regulation of defense response; regulation of jasmonic acid mediated signaling pathway. Gene Ontology annotation, cellular component: nucleus. The record is from RefSeq and is a predicted model, not a curated record. Bases 218 to 1033 code for a protein of 271 amino acids. The transcript has 5 exons.